Molecule: messenger RNA, 7710 nt
Organism: Nannospalax galili (Upper Galilee mountains blind mole rat)
Lineage: Eukaryota; Metazoa; Chordata; Mammalia; Rodentia; Spalacidae
Gene: Zmat3
Product: zinc finger matrin-type 3
Exons: 6
Coding region: 213-1085 (290 amino acids)
Molecular function (GO): nucleic acid binding; zinc ion binding
Source: RefSeq, a predicted model, not a curated record
CAGUCACUUCCUGCAGCUGUUUCCCUGGGGCUCGGCUCCGACCGACUUUUGACAGUCACCCUCCAGAGGCGGGAGCGGCCUGGCGGCGACGGCGAGCAGAGAAAGUGGCUGGGAAGCGAGCGCGCGGCGAGGCGUCUGCGGCCGGCCGGAUUCGGGCUUGAAGACUUCACCCUUCAUCACUCACUGGAUUAUGACCUCAGCUUUCCUGCCCGAUGAUUCUCCUGCAGCAGGCUGGGCUUCCUCCACCUAAGCAGCCCUCUCCCUCUCCUCCUAUGUCAGUGGCGGCCCGGUCCACAAGGACCUUGCAGCUUCUGCCACAAAAGCCUUUUGGGCAGGCGGCGUCCUUACCUCUGGCAGGGGAAGAGGAGGUAGCUAAGGGAGGGGAGCCAGACUCUGCCCUGGAGGAGCUGUGUAAGCCCCUCUACUGCAAACUCUGUAAUGUCACCUUGAACUCAGCCCAGCAAGCCCAGGCUCACUAUCAGGGUAAAAAUCAUGGCAAGAAACUUCGAAAUUACUAUGCAGCCAAUAGCUGUCCUCCUCCAGCCAGGGUGAGCAGCGUGGCAGAGCCUGCAGCCCCCACACUUGUUCCUGUCCCUCCCCAGGCAGGUUCCUGCAAGCCGGGGGGCAGAGUGAUCCUGGCCACGGAGAACGACUACUGUAAGCUGUGCGAUGCCUCCUUCAGCUCCCCGGCGGUGGCACAGGCCCACUAUCAAGGCAAGAACCAUGCCAAGAGGCUGCGACUGGCUGAGGCUCAGGGUAACGCAUUCUCGGACUCCUCAGAGGCGAGUCAAAGAAGGCCCCGGAAAGAAGGGAAUGAAUUUAAGAUGAUGCCCAGCAGGAGGAACAUGUAUGCAGUGCAGAACAAUUCAGCAGGUCCUUACUUCAAUCCCCGCUCUCGGCAGAGAAUCCCUCGGGACCUCGCCAUGUGCGUCACUCCAAGUGGCCAGUUUUACUGCUCCAUGUGUAACGUCGGAGCUGGUGAAGAAUUGGAGUUCCGGCAGCACUUGGAGAGCAAGCAGCACAAAAGCAAGGUGUCUGAACAGCGGUACCGCAGCGAGAUGGAGAACCUGGGCUAUGUACAGUGAUGGGCGCGCCCACCAAGCUGCUGGCCCUGCCCACGUUUGCCUUUUGUCGACUUGCCUUGCUUUGUGGGCCCUCGAUGCGUACAUCCCUCUGCUAAAUGUUAAUAUGAGCAACCUCAAGUGGUGCCCAGAGAGGUCAAGUCGGGGCAGGGGGAGGGAGCUAUGCUUCUUAGGUGAGGAUGCUGCCCCCCCCCAUUAUGGUGGGUGACUUACAGCAUGUGACCUACCCAUCAUCAGACAUAGCCCUCAUUGUGGCCAAGUUCCAGCUGACUAGUGCCUCCUGCUCAUGUCAACCUGUGACUCUUUAAAAACGGCAUCUCCCUUUGGAACUUUUGUCUUCUGCACUGUUAGCUGAAGAAUCGUUUCGAGUUCUUCCUUGGAUUAUAGUGAAAACGUGCAAGCAGAGAUUUCUGUUUCCUGACGCUUCGGGGCACCGUCACCGCUGUGCGGUGUCAGGAGGAUGCGCUGUUUGCUCUGCACUCUGUUCCCAGUGGUUUUGCUUCCCUGUGCCGUGUCCCGCCAUCAGCAAACUGAAUUCAGACACUUCUGUGCUGUUGUUUUUCCAAGCUGAUAGCUUCACCUCCACUGUGUGUUCCACACCGUAACCCCACCCUCUUCUCUCCUCCUCCUCCUCUGAGUUGGGUCAGCUCAUCUGCUCAGCUCAAGCUGUGCUGUGGGGUCUCUGAGACCCAGAUCUGACUAUCAAAUGGUUAAAGAUGGUCAUCCUUAACAAAGUAUAUUUUCAGCUGAUUUUAGGAAGUGCAGGGGUGUGCCUGACUUUCUGAUUUGGAAUUAUGUUUCUAACGAUAGGAACGUGAACUCAUGGGAUUGUCUCAGUCCAAAGUUCAUGUAAUUUGGUGGCUUUUAGAUGGUCCCAUUCUAACACUGUCCCACCAGUUGAUUGGCUUUCUCCCCAACACAUCACUCUCUGUUAUUUCACAGCAAAUUCUUUGUUUUGAAGACUGAUCAAAUUUCAGUGUCUUUUCCCAGCAGACGGGUGCAGGAGCAUUGCUUUCCUUCUUUGCUUCCUGGAAGAAACCAGAAGUGCGGGCGACUUUGGUGUCUGACGACCACAGUGGUAUCCCUACUUUUAAAUGAAAAGCCGUAGUGUCUGUCUGGGUUGACCCGUGGACUAGUAUGUGAACUCCAUUCACUGGGCUCCUCCUCCUCACUGUUCAUGAGGCUAAGAUGCCAACCCUGGACUUCUCUGAGAGGACCACAUUCUGUGGGAAGUUCAUACUGAGCAGUAAUUUGCACUAUUGGAAAUGCACAUUUGCUUGCUUAAGUCACCAAUGAAAACUCCUUGACUUCCCUGGCGGAUGGAGAGGAGGGAAUGACCAUCCUUCCUUCCAGUUGUCAGAUCGGUUUCUGAACAGCUGAGAACCGCAAUCAAGAGUUAGAGCUGUGAGUCGCUUCUAGGACAGCCCUGGCUUGCUGUGGUGGUUUAUUAGAAAGUAGAAUUAUUUGGCAAAGUAUUUUUCUCCUGGAAACAGCAGAAUGAGGUAAUAUGCUCUCAAGAUUCAGUCUGUCUGCAACAUCUUAGCAUCUCUUCUGCUCUCUAGAGCCUGUUAGUUUAGGGCAAUUUAGGGCUUAUCUUACUGGCCAUUUGGUUGCUCAUAUUGCUGCUAAGUAUAAUUCCUUGGUAGAUUUAAAUACAGUGCCGGCCACUUGGUUCUGUGAUUGCUUAACAAUCUCACUUUCUCUCUCUCUAGGGGUGUGUCUGUGUGUGCCUCUGUGCUUGUGUCUGUAUAUACAUGCCCGCCUCCCCUGUUUUGUGUGAUACCCUAGAGAGAACUUCAUUGCAUCUUUAUCUCAGAUAACAUUGAAAGAUUCUGGAUAUGAAUCUAUAUUUUAUAAAAGUGGCGUUCAUCUACUUUGAGCAUUUCCUCUGGGAGUAAAGUCAAAAGACGUGCUUCCCUGCUUCCCCUUUAACUAUUUCCUCCUGUGUAUACAAAAAACAGUGGACUUGAGGGCUUGAAGAGUUUCUAAGCCCCGUGAAUUCAGGUUUCUAGUCUCCCCAGUGCCCUUAAUGGAUGUUAGGGAUAAGUGUGUUUUCUUCUGGAGAAAGACGCUAGACUUAUAGUGUUAUUUCUAUUUUUCUUUGCACUAAAAAAAAGAGUGAUGUGCUUGUUUUAUAUGACACUCCAGUGCCAGGCUGCCCUACAAUAGCUCAAUUUGUUUCUAGUUUCCAAACUCUCAAGCUUGAUGAAUAAUUUAGAGGUUAUGUGUAUGUCUAAAGCACCCCACAGAACCUGGCACUAGGUGGUGCUGUGGGCUGUGAUCUUGCUUUGUUCUCCUGUGGUCCACAGGUGGGAUGGAGGAUGACACAGGCUGUCAUGGCUGCGUGGUGUGAUUUCUCCCCAUGUGUACUGUGGACAGUGUGCCUGCCCUGUUAGAGCAAGCUGUGGCGGCCUGUGUCAGCACAGUGAGAUCUCUGAUUUCCUUUUGUGAAGUCCCAUCCUAUUCUACAACACACUCUGGGAUUUGCCCCAGGGAUCAUGUGUCUCACGGUCUCUCACAGACAUGGGGGGAGGGCAGAAGCCUAAACAAAGGAGAACCUUAGGCCAAAAUUAAGCAGAUUUCAGUUUCAUCGAUAAGAAUUAUAGCUUCAAAGUCUGUUCUUGUGUGUAUCUGUGUCGUCAUUGCAAAGCAGUGAAGGGAACCACAGACUCUUCUAUGAUACUGAACAAGAGGUUGUGAGGGGCAAGUUCUGUGUUUCAGCUAAAAGAUUUGGAUUCCAUAUGCCUUCAUAUUUUAGUUUUUGAAGUUCAGUUAUAAAACUGUGUCCCAUGGCCCUUGACUCUGAACAGAAAAUUCUUUGUUGGUCUUGGAUGGUUGGUGUCUUGCAACUUGUAAAUAUGUGCCUGUUGUUUGUUAUGCUUGCCUUUCUCUCACACACUGAAUUCUGCAGGGUGAAUAUUUUUUAUACCGUUCAUCUUGAAGCCUCUUUACCACGUUCAUUUUCAGUUCAUUGGUGAGUUUAGAAAAUCAUCGAGGAGUUCUGAAGUCUGACACUGAAUGUAGGACUCUGAGAUCUUCCACGUGCCGUGAUUUCCAAGGCGACUGGGAGAUGUGAGAUCUUCUGCCUCACCUCACAGAGCUGGUUUGUAGAACUUUCUGCUUGCUUGUAGCUAGCAGUCUACAAUUUGAACCAGAAGAGAAAAAAUUUACACGUAUAUGUAUCUGCAUAUAAAUGCUUACAUGGCUAAGUCUUCCUGUGUGGUUAGAGUCUGAGGGCUGUCAGUGUGACUCAGGACUCCUUCAUCCUGAGUUGCCUGGGCCUGUGAGCAAUGACAGUCUGAGGACCAUCAGUGACCUAUAGAAACAAGCCAGGAGAGAUCCUUAACUGUCACACAGUGCUUUCUCUGCAGGGGGGCUGAGAACAGUGAGUUUGGAGUUUAACCUACUUUGUUCUAUAAUUGUCAGAACUUAGGCUGGAAGUAUUUGUUAGAGAGCUUGGUGUGGCAUGCAUCCAGGACGUAGAGCAUCUUUAGAAAUCAGGAAUAUUCUGUUGGUACAGGCAAAACCUUAAUGUAGAUAUUUGAACAGAUGUUUUAAGAAAUUCCACCUUACCCAUUUUUUUUUCUUAAAUUCUAAGAGUUUCAUGUGUAAUAAAAAGAGUUUUGUUCUCUUUGUGCUCCGUGGGGGAACCGUUGUGCGCUCUGUUGCUGUCGGUGUGGCUGAGCGGAUGUAGCUGUGUAAGUAGCCCCUUUUGAGACAUUUCCACAGAUAGCUGUGUGGUGCUUCCUCCCAUGGUCAGUGGAGACUGUGUGUGAACUCCCUUUCUCUGUAGCUACCAAAAAAAGUCCUGGCUUAUGGUCCCAUGUGGCCUUGUGUCCGUUAAGCCCAGAAUCCGAGUGCCUUUAGCAAGUGUUAGCGUUUCCUGGAAGGUAGAGAUGAGAGAGUUUCUGCCAUAAACCACAGUUCAUAAAAGCUUGAAGUAACAAAGGUCUGUGUGAAUUCUGUUCUACAUCUUUUUCUUUCUUUCUUAAUGCAGUCUCGAUGUACUGUUGGGUAAAACUGUUACCAUUGAUGAAGAAUUGCGUACCCCGAGAAGAACUAGUUGUGUGAGGCUGGGCGUUGUCACCUUGGUGUGUCACAUUUGUAUUGAAUCAACAACAGUGUGGAGGUGUUGGAGAGCUUGCACGCUGGUGUGGGGAAAUUCUUCAUUACACUGAUCUUUUUCCCACUGGGUUUUUCUGUAGAGAGGAGAGAAUUAUGUAUUUGCGAAUAAAGUGUAUUCAGAGUCUGCUGGCACAAAAGCCUGGAUCAUGCUGUUUCGUCUCUAAUGGACGGAGAUUUCUUCCCAGGCUGAGACCUUUGAAAAUGACAAUUUCUUUACUUCAGUUUAUUGAAAACCAAAUUUCCUUUGUCUUCAAUCUUUCGAACACAUAGCUAAUGCAGUUUUGGUUAGGAGUAGGACCUCUUUCCUCAGCAUUUUACUAUGAAAAAUUCCAGACGUUUGUCAGAGUUGAAAACAUUUAACAGUAUACCCACCACAGUCUUUUGUCCGCAUUUCCCCAAUUAUUUCCACGUAUCUACCUACAAGCCUGCCACUGUAUUUAUCUAUCUGUCCAUCAGGACGCACACCAAAUGUAAGUGUCAGACUGUGCACGCUCCUGGUGUCUUUCACUGGGGUUGACGUUAGUUCAAGUGUUAAUGUUCUGGGAAAGCCGUGUGUGAGGAGGAUGACUGAGCCAGUGAACGUUCUUGUCUCCGCCUGUGGACUUACUUCAGUCUUCUCGUUUCCGUUCUUGAGUGUGCCUGGAGCGAAGGAAGGUGAAUCCUUCUCCAAAGGGAAGUUUCCUGGGCUCGGUGUCCCAAAUCCCAGCUUGUUCUGAGUUUCACGGUUCCAGGAUAUGAACUUUCCCUUCACCCUCUGGUGUGUGGCCGAGCUGAGCAGUUUCUUCAGAGCUGUGAGUUGCUGCGUGGGGUCUAGCCUCAGCGCUGGCUUCCUCUCUGUAGGUAUGCUCUCUUCUCCUUCCCUUCCACUCAGCUGUUCCAUCAGGAGGCAGAGGGGAAGGCUCAGCCCGCUGGCACCUAGGUGUUCCCAGCAACUCCACACGGGUUUGCUUCUUCACAGAGUGGAAACUGCUAAUGUAGCUCAGGGGUUUGUGCUGACUCCUCAGAGCACUGUCUCCGCCAGUCCUCCCGCAGUACUGCCCGGCGGUACUGCGCGGUGGGCCGUCGGGACCAAGCCUCAUCAGCUGUCGUAGCUUUACUCCAGUCACGCUGUGACAAACUUUGACGUAUGCCUUUACCUUUGUGUCUACGUCCUGGGUCUACAGACCUGAACUGAUCUCUUCCAGGUCAGGGAGAUUCCAUGGGUAGCACCCAAUCAGAGCUGGAUUUUAGGUUUUUAAAAGACUGAUCACUUCCUUUGGGCCCUUAAAAGAACCAUAUGUACUUUUACUGCUUAGACUUUUGUUGUUGGGCAUGUCACAUUUCUUUUAACACAAAGGUAAUCUUAUGGUCAGUUGUGUUGUUUUGUGAAGUCUCAUGUAGCCCAGACUGGUCUUGAAUUCAUUACGUAGCUGAGGAUGAUCUUGAAUCCUUGACCCGCCUGCCUCCUCUUCCUGGUGUUGGAUGACAGCCGUGCACCACCAUACUAGGCUAUAAUCAUAGUGUUUAAGUUCCAGGCAACUACUACAAUCUUACUGCCUCGUUGAACACCAACAAACGCAGGUCUGUCAGACUCUUUUUGCCUUUCAGCGGCUCUCUUGACUGACCAGCUGAGUGACCAGGUGAAAACAGCAUCCUCUCAUGCACACUCUACCUGAUUUUUUUUUUUUAAAGGAAAGCGACUCCCUAUAUCAGGGUAAGUGAUGCUGUCUAGGGCAAAGCCCAUACUUGGGAACAAACCUCUUUGGAUGGCUGGUUGUUGUCGGUGUCUGGUACCUGAAGACCUUUCUGUGGUUCUGUAAGCCAGUGUGCUGUUCUGUAAGAAUCCAUGUUGACUCUGUGUUCACCUCUGGUCCCCUCAACCAACCACUAUGACCUGGCCUGGGUGUGUGUCAUCCUCGAAAUGCCUUACUGGGUUCAGUCAAGCAUUUUGGCGUCUGCUGUGACGCUGUGUGUUCUCUCUGGGAUGUGUGUGCCGUCCACAGGCAGAACUGAUCUUGCUUUCACUGUCAAGGUUACAUUUUAAUGCAGUUACUGACUUAAAUUAGAAAUGAAAUGAGACACUCGGAGGGAGUUUAGAACCCUUCCUUUUAUCACAUGCUGUUCCACUAGGACCCUUGGUAAAGGACAGCUGAGCGCCAGCCCAAACUAGGAAACUGGGCUUGUGCCAUGUAAUGUGCCUCGGGGUUUAGGGUCUGAGCACACCGCGGGGUAAUGGGCCAGUCCUCGCCUCGGGUAUCUUUUGUUCUGGGCAACAAAGCCGACAUGUGACGGGAUUCAAACCAACCAACUGUGAAUUGUGAAGUUGAAAUUGCCUUUGGGUUUCAUUUUCUUCAGCUUAUUAAAUAUAGAGGUGUGGACGUUAUUUAAAACCUGUUCUGCUUAUGUUGAUGGCUCAUCUUGGCUGUGUAUUCUUAUGUACUGGUUUCUGAUAAAGGCUUUACAGUAUUGUAACAGGCUUUUUGUGUUCAGUUUAAUAAAACAGUUUCUGAGUCUUGUCUGAAAA